AUGAAAGGCGUGAAAAAAAGGAAUAUCAGUACUGACCCCGCACAGCCACCAUCCGCUCCUCCGCCUCCCGACCACACCUCCGGCGCGGCGGCGUUCGGCGGAGGCGUUGUGGAAGGGGAGGAGGGGCCCAAGGAACAAAACGACAGCGGCGAAAUCGAAGGCGCGCUGGAGGAUUUCGAAGAGGAAGGAGAAGAGGAGGAUUUUUCGGAAGCUGAGAGAGAGUACGAACAGCUGGAGGACGCGCUGAUUGGAGAGGAGGAGGGAAAGAGGACGAAGCUCGCCGAUGGCUACUAUGAGAUUGAGGCUGUACGCCGGAAGCGCGUUCGGAAGGCGAGGCUGGUCGGAGGCGGAGAAUACCUGGGAGCCUGUGGAGAAUCUGUUGCAAUUCUGAAACCGGGGAAAAGUAAGCCGACACGCAAAAGAAAACGCAAGGCUGCUGUAACUCCAAUCCAACCCAAGAAAAAACAACCGGACAAACAGCAUCAAUAUCAUCAGCAGAGAUCUCCUGCUGCUGCUACUUACAGCGUGCCCUCGAAUGUGAUAAGGAUUGGCAAUGAGCCUUUGCCCUUUUCCAGGCUAAAAAACAUCACCUAUAUAAAUGAGAGUGGGCAGACAACUGUAAAUGGGUUAAACCGUUUCGAAACUUCCAAGAAAGCAGGUGAGAAUGGUGCAAGAAUGGUUUCUGCUGUUCGAGAGGGAGAAAAAGAACAAAACGAGUUGAAUUUGAAACUCUCCGAGUUUAAGGGGGCAAUGGUGGCCGGCCAUGAAGAUUCUCUCUGGCUUGCUCAAACAUCGCAAGCAGGCCAACGACCAACAGGAGAUAAUUUGGCGAAUGAAUUAAGGAAUGAGAGGGUGGAUCCUGUGCAUGUCGGUCGUUUUACAGGUGCUAAAAGGAGGAAAUCGGGUUCUGUCAAGAGGUUCCGGAAAGAUCCAGAAUCGUGCUCUGUUGAUGAUGCAGCGAAUGGGGUGUCGGCUUAUGGGCUCCUCGCGCCUGAGAAUGUUCUGUGCCCUGAUUUUCUCAGGAAUGAUUCGUACGAGGAUUCCAAAAGCAUGUGCACGAUUAAACAGAUUGUGAAGCCUAUUAGCUAUAAAUCUUCCAUGUCAAACAACGUCCAAGAUGUCUUGGUGGCGUUUGAGGCGAUCAGGUCUGAUGGAACGAAAGUGAUAGUGGAUAACAAAUUUUUAAAAGCUAACAAUCCACUUCUGCUCAUAGACUUCUAUGAGAAAAAUUUACGGUACAGCCCAACAUGACAAAACUGGUUGGCCGAGCUGGCAGCAAGGGUAUCUUGUAAUCGUCCUGUACAGUGUGGUAACUUCUUAGCAGUAAAAACCUUGUACACCCAAAGGAAGUGCGGUAAAUAGUUUGUGUGGAUUUUGUCACAGCUAAAUUUGUAUGGUUGUUGUGGGUCAGUUUGACAGAUUUACCCUCAUGUGGUCAAGCGAUCGGUGGAUGAUAUGGUGAAGUUUAUGAAAACUUCCAUUUUCUUCUCGACUCAUCCUUUUCGUAUGCUUCAUCUGUUUGCCUUAUUGAUGCAAUGCUGGUUGAUGUGGCGCGUAUAAACUCUGUGUGUAAUGGUGAAAACCUUUUUUNUAGUUUAUUU
This is a messenger RNA of Striga asiatica, 1601 nucleotides long. Lineage: Eukaryota; Viridiplantae; Streptophyta; Magnoliopsida; Lamiales; Orobanchaceae. The record is from the annotation of a GenBank genome assembly.